GCGCGCGGCCCCUCCCCGCGGGCACAUCUGCCGGCGGCGGGGGGCGGCCCCGGCGGGCGGGAGGAGCGCGGUCGGCGCAGCCCCGCCGCAGCCGGGGCGGGCAGAGCCGGCGCGGCGCGGAGGGGAGCGACGGCCCGAUGGGGCGGCCGGCCGGCAGCCUGGCCCCGCUCCGGCUGCUGCUGCUCCUGGCGCUGGGACACGCCUGGACCUACCGGGAGGAGCCGCAGGACGGCGACAGGGAGGUGUGCUCCGAGAACAAAAUCGCCACCACCCGGUACCCUUGCCUGAAACCCACGGGAGAGCUCACCACCUGCUUCAGGAAAAAAUGCUGUAAGGGUUAUAAGUUUGUUCUUGGACAGUGCAUCCCUGAAGACUACGAUGUCUGUGCUGAAGCUCCCUGCGAACAGCAGUGCACGGAUAAUUUUGGGCGAGUCUUAUGCACUUGCUAUCCUGGGUAUCGCUAUGAUCGGGAGAGGCAUAGGAACAGAGAGAAGCCUUACUGCCUGGACAUUGACGAGUGUGCCACGAGCAAUGGGACUCUGUGCUCUCAGAUCUGUGUCAACACCGUGGGCAGCUACAGGUGCGAGUGUCACGAGGGCUAUGUCCGGGAAGAGGAUGGCAGGACAUGCACCAAAGGAGAUAAAGCUGGGCUUCCUGAGAAAUCUGAAAAUGUGGCAAAACCAGGGACAUGCUGUGCCUCUUGUAAGGAAUUCCAUCAAAUAAAGCAGACAGUUUUACAGCUGAAGCAAAAGGUUGCUUUGCUGCCAAAUAACGCUGCUGAUCUUAGCAAGCAAAUCACUGGUGAAAAAGUGCUUGCCUCUAAUGCAUAUAUCCCUGGCCCCCCAGGCCAGCCUGGCCAACCAGGCCCUCCAGGGGCUCCAGGACCUAAAGGGAGUCAAGGAGCUCCUGGACUACCUGGACCUCCUGGACAGCCAGGCCCUCGUGGAUCAAUGGGACCCAUGGGCCCAUCUCCAGAUAUAUCACACAUUAAGCAGGGCAGACGGGGCCCCGUGGGCCCACCUGGAGCCCCAGGGAGAGAUGGUAGCAAGGGAGAACGAGGAGCACCAGGACCAAAGGGGAUACCUGGCCCACCGGGUUCAUUUGAUUUCCUGCUGCUGAUGAUGGCAGACAUCAGAAACGACAUUGCUGAGCUGCAAGAGAGAGUGUUUGGACACAGGACUCAUUCAUCAACAGAAGAGUUUCCAUUACCUCAGGAAUUCACAAACUAUCACGACACAGUAGAUUUUGGAUCUGGAGAAGACUACAAGCCACGGGCAACGUCCAGAAAUGCCAGGAUACAGAAGGCAGACCAUCCUUAGCUAUUCCUACUGAAAAACAAAGCCUCUUUAGAAUUCUUCAAUAUAAAAAAAAUGCACUGACAAUGUAAUAAAUAUAUAUAUAUAUAUAUAUAUGUACAUAUAUACAUAUAUAUAUAUAUUCCCAUUUUUCUUUCUGCUUUUCCUGAACCAUGCUGCCUGUACUGUAGCUUUCCUGGUUCAUGGUAGCCUCCUUGCAAUAACGCCAAGCCUGCACUGUGCAUUGUACCUAGACUAUCAAAAAAGCCUUCUUCGCAUAUAAUAUGAUUAAGGCAUGCUCUAGCUAAUAACACAGACCACAGCAUUCCAUCUGCCUACUUUGCAUUCUAUGUCCAAAUGACCCAGUACACAAAUUUUGCCAGGGAGAGAGGGUUAGCUGAACAUCAUCCCUGAAUGAUGUUGAUAAAGAACGCCUUGGUCCACAGUUACUUUAUGAAUGCAAAUAAAUUAUACCACUGAACUCAAGUCUCCAGCUACUGUCCCCAGGCUUAGGAGAGUGUGAGAAGUGGAUCCCUGUUUCACAGCAGAGGCCAUCUGUGAGACAUGUCCUCUAUUCCACCUCAUCAAGGCAGAAAAAGGCAAAAAAAAAGUACAUUGAAGGGUUAAACAAGGGUGCUGCUGCUUGAUCGGGAGAUUAUUUGGCUUUGUGUUGCUAGAGUAUUGUUCAGAGACAGUCAAAAGAUGUGUGUGUCCUAAACUACUUUAGACACACACAAACACUAAUUUUCUUUACCAUUGUCCCACUGCUCAGUGUGAAGGCCAGUUUGCUUUCUCAACAGAUUCAUGUUGGACACAUUACACAAUGAUAAGCAAGAUAAAGGGGAUGUUUAAAGCAGGAAACCAAAUCAAAAGUGAAUCAAGCAGGCUUAUUGGCAAGAAUAGAAUAUACCCCAGCCUUGCAGAAAGAGUCAGGUUCUAACCUCCUGCAGGUGCAUGCCUUCCUUGGUGAAGUUCUGGAGUCUGAGUGAAAUCAAGACCAGAGGAGAGGCCUCAUGUUUGCAAAGAGCUUCCACCUGUUUUGUUCCUCUGCUGCAUGAGACCAACCUUAAUGGCUUUCACCAGACUGGAACACAGAGUGGCAGCAUGCUUGGCUGGGCGUAUGAGGAGUGUGAGUAGGUGCAGGAGUGCACAUGACGGAACUUUUCAACUGGUACGAGGUGAGGUACUGCACAUGGGAUCCUAUACUUGUGAAUGGGGAUAAAAGGGAGUGCCCUUUAUUUACACUGGAAAAUUGGAUGCACAAGUUAUACCAUACCUCAUGGAUGAUGUAUGUUGCCAUUUCUUUUGGAUUACCACAGCUGCUGAGGACUUUGCCAUGCUUAGAAUAUAAAGGAGUAUAUUAAGCACAAAAUUUCAAUGUUGUGUCUGUGUAGCUGCUACUUCUGCAGUAUGUUUAGUGUUCAGUAGUGUCCAUGUCACAAAUGCAAAGAAAAAUUUUUUACUUUGCCAUGUUUUUCAGGGCUUGCAUGUUCCAGUAGAAUAAACAGGUAAAAAUAUAAGAAGGGCCUUUUCAGAUAAUGUGUAAAGGUUUGGAUUCCCUUCCAUAUUCUCUGGGCCAAAAGAUAGUUGGUAUAGCAUCAGUACAGGUCAUGCUGCAUAAACAGCUGGCUGUCUAGACUUUUCCAUAACUUCUGUGUAUUGUCUUAAGAGGAUGUGUUCAUUCUUAUGGCCAUUUCCCAAUGUCUCACUGCCACUAAGCCACAAGCCAGGGCAUUAGCUUUUAAGAACAUGGGUGUUAUGUAUUUCUUUUCACAUUAUACCUGUAUCAGUAUUUACAAAGCAACACCUAAGGUGUGGGGAUAGCUGAAAAAAAUUAUAGUAAUCUAACCCUGUGGUCCUUGGGCUUCUCCCCUUUCUGGGAGGAGCUCUGCCAGCAGUUACAGAUCCAAGUAAUCUUGUGAAUCACAUACUAUGAGAGACUUAAGGAGGGUACCUGUGUCCAAAAGAGGGAUGGUCUUAUAUGCAGCA
Molecule: messenger RNA, 3284 nt
Organism: Oenanthe melanoleuca
Lineage: Eukaryota; Metazoa; Chordata; Aves; Passeriformes; Muscicapidae
Gene: CCBE1
Product: collagen and calcium binding EGF domains 1
Exons: 11
Coding region: 138-1319 (393 amino acids)
Molecular function (GO): calcium ion binding
Source: RefSeq, a predicted model, not a curated record